AUGGGUGACUUAUUUUUUAAUAACAGCAUUGGCAUUUAUGAAACUAAAUCAACUGAUAAUAUGGUUAAACAACACAAAAUGUUGAAAAAGAGUAUAAAAAAGGUGAAAGGAUGUCAUUGUUAAAAGUUAGAUAGAAAUAAAAAAUAUAAAAUAUAAUCACCAGAUGAAUCUUCAAAUGACAUAGAUGGCUGGGAAGAAGAAGAAGAUUAUUAAAAAUAAUUAGAAAAAAGAAGAAAUAACAAAGAGUUUGUUGAUUUAGUUUAGUAUGCAUCUUAGCUUGAAUGCAUAAUAAAUUUUGCAAAAUAAUAACUUAAAGAAUUAGAAGAAACUAUGCAUUCAAAUCAUGCAAUAAAUUGA
Molecule: messenger RNA, 357 nt
Organism: Paramecium sonneborni
Lineage: Eukaryota; Ciliophora; Oligohymenophorea; Peniculida; Parameciidae
Source: the annotation of a GenBank genome assembly